Messenger RNA from Daucus carota subsp. sativus, 2127 nucleotides. Its product is annotated as DEAD-box ATP-dependent RNA helicase 38. The record is from RefSeq and is a predicted model, not a curated record. Lineage: Eukaryota; Viridiplantae; Streptophyta; Magnoliopsida; Apiales; Apiaceae. The transcript has 8 exons. Gene Ontology annotation, biological process: poly(A)+ mRNA export from nucleus. Gene Ontology annotation, molecular function: RNA binding; RNA helicase activity; ATP binding. The coding region runs from base 162 to 1655 and encodes 497 amino acids. Gene Ontology annotation, cellular component: cytoplasmic stress granule; nucleus.
CUAGGGGUAGAUUAGUAAUACUGAUCAACCGUAGCUUGAUUCUCAAGCUGAUAGCAGUCGGUCACAGCUUAAUAUUGACGGUAACAAAACCCCUAUAUAAACCUAAAAUUACACGCACAUACACCCUCUUUCUGAUCAAUUUCACGGUAAAAUUCAACACAAUGGCAGAGACUUCCACUGAUUCGGCCGCCUCCACGACUGACACACUCGCCGGAACUUCAACUCCGGCAACUGAAUCCUCUGCUCAAGAUGCCAAACUCCCGGAAUCUAAACGCUGGGCUGAUGUCUCCGACGAUGAAAAAGACGAUCUUGAAUCAAAAAUCGACUCCUUAGCAAUUGAAGAGCCCAAAAAAGUCAACGAGUUUCUCGAAGAUCCAGAACCUUCUAAUAUCCAAGCCGUUACUUCUGGUGAUACGCCGUACACUUCAGCGAAGAGAUUUGAAGAUUUGAAUUUAUCUCCGGAGUUGUUACAGGGAUUAUAUGUUGAGAUGAAGUUUGAGAGGCCUAGUAAGAUUCAGGCUAUUACUUUGCCUAUGAUUUUGACUCCGCCGUAUAAGCAUUUGAUUGCGCAAGCACAUAAUGGUUCCGGGAAGACUACUUGUUUCGUUCUUGGAAUGCUGAGUCGUGUCGAUCCCAAAUUAGCUGCUCCUCAGGCUCUUUGUAUUUGUCCUACCAGGGAACUCGCAAUGCAGAAUCAGGAAGUUCUUGAGCGGAUGGGGAAGUAUACAGGAAUUUCUUCCACAUUGGCAAUUCCUAUGGAAGAUAUGCCUAUUGGGAAAAUACCACCAGUAACCAAACAAGUAGUGAUCGGCACCCCUGGUACCAUUAACAAGUGGUUUACAGCGAAAAAAUUAGGCAUGGGUGCUAUGACUAUUCUUGUAUUUGACGAGGCAGACCACAUGCUUGCGGAGGGUGGUUUUAAACAAGAUUCUGAGAGGAUAAUGAAAGGCAUAGUAAAAAUCAGCCCUAAAUGUCAGGUUCUCCUGUUUUCUGCAACCUUUAAUGAUGCAGUGAAAGACUUUGCAACAAGGAUUGUAACACAAAUCUCUGUGAAUGAGUACAAUCAGUUGUUUGUAAAAAAAGAAGAGCUCUCCUUGGAUUCUUUGAAGCAGUAUAAAGUGUAUUGUCCUGAUGAACGUUCCAAAAUUAUGGUUAUAAAAGACAAAAUUCUUGAGAUGGGCCAGAAGGUGGGCCAGACGAUUAUAUUUGUCAAAACAAGAAAUAGCGCUAGCAUGUUGCAUAAAUCACUAGUAGAAUAUGGUUAUGAAGUGACGACUAUUCAAGGUGCUCUUAAGCAGGAAGAUAGGGAUAAAAUAGUUAAGGAAUUUAAGGAGGGGUUGACUCAAGUUCUGAUCUCAACUGAUCUUCUAGCUCGUGGCUUUGACCAAGCACAGGUCAAUUUGGUGGUAAAUUAUGAUCUUCCAUUGAAAUAUGACACACGUGGAGAGCCAGAUUAUGAAGUCUACUUGCAUCGGAUUGGGAGAGCAGGGCGGUUUGGUCGCAAAGGAGCUGUAUUCAACUUGUUAUGCGGUGAUAGAGAUGAUAUGUUGAUGACCAAGAUUGAAAACCACUUUAACCAUCAAGUCACAGAGGUUGCCUCAUGGGAAAGUGAUAAAGAUUUUGAGGAUGCUUUGAAGAAGGCUGGUUUAAUGUAAAGAUAUUGCUAUGAUUUCCAUGCAUACUGAGUGUAGAUCUGCAUUCUACGGUUCACUGAGAAGAUGUUAUCUAUAGUGAUAAUAGGCUAUUUGGUCAGAACUUUUCGGUUGCUUGUGUACAUUUAAACUUAUGACGUUGUUGAGAGUUUUGGUUUUGAUUUUUGGUUGAGUUAAUUUAAAAAGUUCUUGCAUCAAGCACAUUGGAGGAUGAACGGAUGUAUGCCGUUGGGAGCUCAACCAGUUUUCACUGGGCACCGGGCGCAAUCAGUUAAAUGAUCCGUCUGACUAGGCCAGCUGGUUGCUGGAAGGGUCGAGCUUAUGCUUACCCAGAGGAAAACAGUAGUGUACAACACUAUAUGCACAGGCCAUAAAUCAUUUUGCCAAGUAUUCCAAUCUGAUUGAUAUUUGUAGAAUGGUGUAUUCUGAUUUAUUUUUGGUAUUUCGUUGAGCUCCAGCAGAGCCGUGCCUGAGA